GCCCGGCGUCUUGCUGGGCGCUGAGCCGCGAUGAGCACGGCGCUGGGGCUCCGCGAGGCUCACCCUACAGGUGGAAAACAAAACAUGACAGAAACAGAUGCCUUCUAUAAAAGUGAAAUGUUUGAUCCGGCAGAAGCGUACAAAAUGGACCGCAAGAGGAGAGGAAUUGCUUUAAUCUUCAAUCAUGAGAGAUUCUUCUGGCAGUUAAAACUGCUAGAAAGGCGGGGCACCAACACAGACAGAGAUAAUCUUAUACGCAGGUUUUCAGAUCUAGGAUUUGAAGUGAAAUGCUUUAACAAUCUUAAAGCAGAAGAAUUACAGCAUGAAAUUCAGGAGGUGUCAACCUCUAGCCACAUGGAUGCCGAUUGCUUUGUAUGUGUCUUCCUGAGCCAUGGCGAAGGCAAUCAUGUUUAUGCAUAUGAUGCCAAAAUUGAAAUUCAGAAAUUAACUGACUUGUUCAAAGGAGACAAGUGUCAGAGCCUGGUUGGAAAACCCAAGAUAUUUAUCAUUCAGGCGUGUCGGGGAGACAAGCACGAUGUGCCAGUCAUUCCUUUUGACGCAGUGGAUCAUCGGACAGAAAAGGUGGAGGACACCAACAUAACCGAGGUGGAUGCAGCCUCAGUGUACACACUGCCUGCUGGAGCAGAUUUCCUCAUGUGUUACUCUGUUGCAGAAGGAUAUUAUUCUCACCGGGAAACUCUGAAUGGCUCAUGGUACAUUCAAGAUUUGUGUGAGAUGCUGAGAAGAUACGGCUCCUCCUUAGAGUUCACAGAACUCCUUACGCUGGUGAAUAGGAAAGUUUCUCAGCGCCGAGUGAAUGAUUGCAAAGACCCAAAUGCAAUUGGAAAGAAGCAGGUUCCCUGCUUUGCCUCAAUGCUAACUAAAAAGUUGUAUUUCUUUCCAAAAUCUAAAUAGGAGCUAUUUAGUCUUAUGACCUGUAUUCAAAAUGUGUUUCCUUUUUUAAAUAAAUAAGAAUCACUAGGUUGAAGCAUAUGGUAUAGCAAUUUAAAAUGUUUUAAGGUUUAAUGUCCAGCAGAGAACUGCCUUUUUUUUUAAAUAGUUCAUGUUGGACAUGGUGAAAAUGUUUGAUAUGUAGAAAUGAAAUCCUCAGGGAAUUACCAUAAAGAAAAAAUCUACAAGUGCUUGGAAUAUUUGACUUUCAUUAGUAAACUGCAAGGUUAUCCAAAA
This is a messenger RNA of Galeopterus variegatus (Sunda flying lemur), 1188 nucleotides long. It is a transcript of the gene CASP6, whose product is annotated as caspase 6, apoptosis-related cysteine peptidase. The transcript has 7 exons. Gene Ontology annotation, cellular component: cytoplasm. Gene Ontology annotation, biological process: apoptotic process; proteolysis. The record is from RefSeq and is a predicted model, not a curated record. NCBI's taxonomy places the organism in Eukaryota, Metazoa, Chordata, Mammalia, Dermoptera, Cynocephalidae. Bases 31 to 915 code for a protein of 294 amino acids.